AUGAUGCAGGCAAUAUACCAACUGGGAGCAAGGAAAUUCCUGGUUAACAAUGUUUCUCCAUUAGGCUGCCAACCUUUCAAUCUGAACACAAAAAUGCACAAUACUUCCUGUGUUGAAGAUGUUAACCAGAGAAUAGCUUUCUACAAUGGACUCCUUCCCAACUUGUUGACAAAGUUGGAAACAUCCUUGAAGGGUUCCACAUUUGUGCUGUGUGAUCUAUAUAAAGUGUUUGAAGAUGUUUACACUCAACCAGCAGCAUAUGGGUUUACGAAUGUCAAUGGCUCUUGUUGCAUUGACGAAGCGAGGAAUGGAACUAGAGGAUGCGCCAGAAAUGUUGCUCCUUGCGCUGACAGAACGAGCCAUGUCUUCUUUGACCCAUUCCAUCCGACCGAGAGUUUUCAUUUCAUUUGGAUGAGGCGCUUUUUGAAGGACCACUCUGUCUGUUCUCCAUUUACCUUGUUUGAGUUAAUGCAACUUUAA
Durio zibethinus is the source of this 480-nucleotide messenger RNA. The record is from RefSeq and is a predicted model, not a curated record. NCBI's taxonomy places the organism in Eukaryota, Viridiplantae, Streptophyta, Magnoliopsida, Malvales, Malvaceae.